Messenger RNA from Striga asiatica, 465 nucleotides. Lineage: Eukaryota; Viridiplantae; Streptophyta; Magnoliopsida; Lamiales; Orobanchaceae. The record is from the annotation of a GenBank genome assembly.
AUGAUGCUCGGAACCCACAUCAGGCUCAAUAGAAGGACAGGCUGUCUCGGAAGUGCUUCCCUUAUGCUAGGAGGGAGUAGAACCGGUAUCUUUUAUACCAUACCCCGUAUUCGUACUGAAAUGAUCCACCCGGCCAAAGCUUUGGCAAUUCCACCAUUAGGAAAGCACAUGAUAUGUAGUAUAGAAAGUAGUUCCUCUACGGGAUUAGGCUCCGAGAGAAGUUCUUCGGCAAAGGAUGUCAACGGAACUGUUUCGGCAAAGGCUAAGCCCGGUCAAAACGCGAAAGGUAGGAGAGGGUGCACGAGACUGACGAAGCGAAGUGAGGGACUGAUCGAAGCUACUGAUGCGAAGCUUACUGACCGAACCGAAGCUAACGAGGCACGUAAAGGCGAUACGGCGAUACAGCGCACUUCGAGCAAGCAAGGGUUUCACAACAAAGGUGUGGUCUUGGCUUCCAGCCGCUAG